GUGAAGUUAUUAUCUCAUCAAACAUAAUGUCUGGCAUUUCUUUUACAGGAGAAGAAAACCUUGCAGCUGCCUCUGUUGCUAUUACUGUUAUCCAGAAGGAAGUGUGUGCACAAUCCCCAGGUCAUGCUGUUUUUGUCCAGAGCUUCAGGCACAGCCACGUGAAGAGGAAAUGAAGAGUGGGAACGAAACUUCUUCGGCAGACUUCAUUCUGCUGGGACUCCUGAGCCGGACCAAUGUACACAUUUUCUCUCUGGCUCUGAUCUUAUUAGCUUUCAUCACUGCUGUGUCUGGAAAUGCUCUCCUCAUACUUCUAAUCCAUGUGGAUUCCUCCCUUCACACCCCCAUGUACUUUUUCCUCAGCCAAUUGGCCUUCAUGGACAUCUGUCAGACUCUGAUUGUUGUUCCCAAAAUGGCAGCAGGCUUUCAGAGUGCAGGCAACCCCAUUUCUCCAGUUGCCUGUGGGGCUCAGAUUUUCCUCUCUCUGACUGUGGGUGUGUCGGAGUGCCUUCUUCUGGCAGUCAUGGCUUAUGACAGGUAUGCAGCCAUUUGCAACCCCUUGCAAUACCCCGUCCUCCUGAGCAGGAAAGUCUGCCUGGGCCUGACAAGUGGGGUCUGGAUUGCAGCAUCUGCAGAUGCCUUGAUUCUUGCAGCUUCUACAAUGCAGCUUUCCUACUGUGGCUCUAAAGAGAUUAACCACUUCUUUUGUGAGGUCCCAGCCCUGCUCAAAUUGUCCUGCUCUGACACAUCCCGAUAUGAAACUCUGGUGUUCGUGACUAGCGUUGUCCUUCUCCCCAUCCCCUCUUCUAUCAUCGUAGCCUCUUAUGCUCGCAUCCUUGCUGCAGUCCUAAGGAUGAAUUCAACCAAACAGCGGAAAGCUCUGGCCACUUGUUCCUCCCAUCUGACUGUAGUGGGCAUAUACUAUGGGGCAGGCAUCUUCAUGUACAUGAGACCCACCUCCUACCACUCACCAGAGGAAGACAAGAUUGUGUCUCUAUUUUACACUGUUGUCACCCCAGUACUAAAUCCACUCAUCUACAGCCUGAGAAACAAGGACGUCUUAGGUUCCCUAAGAAAGCUGUUUGGGAAAUGCAGAGCCUUCCAACAAAAUUGAUAGAAGCUGUAGUUUACAACCUACUAAGUCUCAUCAGCCUGAGAAGGAUACUGGCACAGUUUUCUGGAACAUUUAGAAGGAAGCUAAAUUUUCUCAGUCACUUAAGAGCCAGUGCCCUACUGAGAAUCAAAGGCUUUUGGACUCUAUCACUUAAACAGUAAGAAACAAGUGUGAGCUAGGUUGCCCCACACUACCAGUUCACUAGUUUUUCCCUGUUCCAGGAAAUUUAAACAAAUUAUUGCAUACAGUGGGCAUGUCUAAAUGAGAUGCUGUACUGUACAGUAGACUAAUCUACUGCACAGUAAAGAAUCACUGUCUACCUGUGUGGGGUAUAUACUGUUCAAUAAAUUAGUAUAUACAGGCAGCAGUUCUGUGCAGUAGCUAAUACAUGUAAAAUACACGUAGUACAUUAACUGUGCAUUAGUUUCUGUGUAGUAGUGCACACGUAGCCUCUUACCAGGAGCAAAUUUGCUUCUGGUCAGCCUAGACAGCAGAGGGGCACAGGGGACAGGGGAUUUCUUGUCCCUGCUCCUUGUGCUCUUUAGCUCACAGCUCCCCUCAGAAGCUGGAAGCCGACCAGCACCAGGACUGGGGAGCUCUCUGCCCCCUAUCCUGGUUCCUGGCUCCCAGUGUGGAGGUGGCUGCUCUGGGGGGCAGAUGGGGGCUGGGGUCCCAGCCACCGAUUGCCCCCUGUAGCUGCCAGCUCUGUGCUGUGCAGAAUUGCUCUGGGGGGAUAUUGGGCAUACUGGGAACCCAAGCAGAGCAACUGCCAAUGAGCCUUGUGCCCAUCCAUCCAGCAGGAAACCUGCCAGCACGUGCCCCACACCUAGGACAGCUUUCAGUGAACCUUCUGCUGGGCAGGAACGCCCUGCCUGGGAGGGGGCUCUCUGACACCUGUGUGUCCCAAUGGGCAUCAGGCGAAGAGAGCUCGUAUAGAUGUGCUCCUGGGGAAGGCUUACUGUAUAGUAUUUUACUGCACAGUAAGCCUAAGGUGAAUUAAUAGAACAUAUUGACAUGGCCACUGAAGACUUGAUGGGGGCCUGAAAUUUCAUAUUUCCCUUAUGUUGACGCUUUGCAUGUGGCCCACACCCUCCUACAGGAAAUAGGUCAACUGCCAGGGCAACAAAAAUGAUCUGGGGCCUGGGAUCCAAGACUUAUGAAGAAAGUGCUGAAGACAGAUAUUUGGUAGGCCUGUGUGAAGUGGCUAGUAUUCACUUCGGAUUUGGUGAAUCUGGGGGACAGUGAUUCAAUUUGGUGAUUCGAAUCACUGUCCUGAAUCGAUUCGGCCGAAUCUGAUUUGGAGAUUCUGCCGCUGCUGAAUCGGUUGAAUCUCUGAAUUAGACAGGCCCCCACCCACCGCCUGCUCUCCCAGCCCCUCCAACACAUGGCUUCCCUGUCCAGUCUCAGCUCCUCGCUCUUUGAAAAAAAAAAAAAAGCCCUGUACUCACCGGCCCCUGCCAAGUGGGAGGGGGGUACAAUCCCCACUAACCUGUGCUUUGUGGGGGGCUCUGCCACAAGCUUCCCAACACCCACUCACUCUCCCAGCCUCCCCAGGACUGCUCCACCCACUCCUGCUCCCGGUUCUUUAAAAAACAAAAACAAAGCGGGGGCUGAACUCACUGUCUCCUGCCAGGCAGGGGGGGCAUCCCCACUGCCUCCAACUGCCCAGUGCUGCAGGAUGGGGGCUCUGCCAUGAGUCCCCAGAAGCCCUGAGGCUGCUACGGCAGCCUGUGAAUUCAGGGCAUUUUUUUUUUAAAGAACCGGGAGCUGGGGCAGGCAGGGCAGCCAUGGAGGGGUGGGAGCUGGGAGAGCGGGCAGGGUCAGGGUGCUCAUGGCAGUGCCCCCCAUGCAGCGUGGGGCAGUGAGGAGCAGCAAGGAUCACCCCCCACCUGGCAUCACGUGGUGAG
Molecule: messenger RNA, 3018 nt
Organism: Alligator mississippiensis (American alligator)
Lineage: Eukaryota; Metazoa; Chordata; Crocodylia; Alligatoridae
Product: olfactory receptor 2T27-like
Exons: 1
Coding region: 170-1111 (313 amino acids)
Biological process (GO): G protein-coupled receptor signaling pathway
Cellular component (GO): membrane
Molecular function (GO): olfactory receptor activity; G protein-coupled receptor activity
Source: RefSeq, a predicted model, not a curated record